UGCCAUUGGUUCCAAGUUCGUUGAGCGCGCGUGGUAGCACUUCCGGGUGAGAGUGGGGUAGUGAGAGCUGUCUGCGACUCUGCUCUACGCACCGGCUGGGUGGUAUCGUGCGGCGCCAGCCGCCUAUGGCCACUGCGCAGCGAGAGAGGAAGCCUUCUGACUCGAGUUGGAUGAAGGCAAGAAAGAAAAAAAUCUGUGCUUUCUGCCUGGCAGUGUCAGCUGUCCCUGUCUAUGCAAAGCACGUGCAGUGCUCAUCUUCACACCAUCUGACAAAGAGCAACAAGAAGCUGCGAAGCUGCAGGACAUCUCUAGAAAGGAAAACACCCUUGUCUGGGUGAAUGUUCUCACACCUCUGAGUGAGGUGGCUGAGUUUUUUUUGAAAGAGAUUUUACCACAUUUUGUUUUUGUCAGAGGUAUAAAGGACUCGGAGAACAAGCAUUCUGAAAGUGAAGCAUAUGCAGCUUGACAGCUCUUAGGCUUUUAUAAUAAACUGUUCUAUGCAAACUGUAUUUUCCACUUCAGAACUUUCCUCAAUACAGUGAGCUAAUAGUGAGAUAAUUCAUUCUGGUGAUGGCACUUUUUUCUCAGUCCAGUCAGCGUGGUUUACAGGCUUUGCUAUGGAAGAGCCGUGUAGUCUGGCCUGUUUCAAGAUGCCAUCAACUGUUCGCUGUCUCUUUUGGCAUCCCUAAAAGGGACAAGGUUAGCUAUUUCAGCUUUAUGACGUCUUCCAGCACUGCUUUACCAGUGGAUCCCCAAGGGACUGAUGCCUGUCCUUCUAAGAAAAGAUCUAAAGUCGAUUAUGGAGAAGAAAAAGGAUGGAAUGAGGAGACUCAAGAAAUACUUGAAGGAAAACUCCGCUUUUCUUCCUCUGGGGGAACUUUGAAGAAACAAUUAAUGAAUCACACUGUAUCAAGGCAUAAGUUUGCCACUGUACAGCCUCCCGAAAGGCCUUUGUGUGCUGAGGAAUGGAGUAGACUGAGGAAAAGUUUUCAGUCCCCUGAAGUAUUUGAAGAAGUGAUGUUUAACAAUAUGGUCAGGUACAACAGCCCCAUUGAUGUGGCUAAGUCCUUGCUGACUCAUGUGGCAAAGAGUAAUGGUGACAUCGGGUAUAAUUUAUUGGUCAAAUAUCUGGCACUGUGUGUCCAACAAGGGAAAACUUCAGAAAUUUGUGAUGUGUAUGACAUAUUGAAAAUGAGAUUUAAGAUUUUAGAAAGCGGGGCUUACAACCUUCUUAUCAGAGGACUGAGUAAUUCAGAUCAAUGGAGAAUGGCACUGACUCUUUUGGAAGAAGUAAAAAGGGUUACGGUUCCCUCACGGUCAAACUAUGAAUCAUGUAUCAAAGCGGCUGGCCGUCACCAAGAAAUGACCCUUGCUUGUGAACUUUACCAUGAAAUGUUGGCUAAGGAUUUAUUGCCAACCUUGGAUGUCUUGCAGGCCCUUUUUGACUACAGCAGGGGUCUGAAAGAUCCUGCAUUACAGAAAGAGCUGUUUGCCUAUUCUGUUCUGGAUCUUGUGGGCAAAAAGGAACAUUUGCGCCAGUGUGGUGGCACCAGUGUUAGUAGCGAAGGUGAUGAUGAUGAUGUGGCGUCAGAAAGUCUCAAUGCAGCAUUUUGUAUACCGGGAGAGAACUGGAAAGGACAACUGACCAAUAUUAAAGACAGUGGACAGUGCCCAGUUUGCAACCAUCAGCUGGAGGAUAGUGAGCUCACUGAAGAGGAGUACAGUAAUCUGAGAGAAAGAAUAAUAAGAGAUGUGAUACAUGGGACUGACACUUUCAGAAAGACAAGUCCGCAGGAAUUUGAAGCCUUUCAAACAUUUGUGGAAAAUCGACUUCCGUUUGAUAUUGUUAUUGAUGGACUCAAUAUUUCCCAUAUAAUGCCCAGAAAGGUGCAGUGUGAAAAUCUAUUUGAAGCUGUCAACUGGCUGGCAAAAGACUAUGCCCGGUUGCUUGUGCUCGGCCGCAAACACAUGCUGAACAACUCUUCCAAUUGGAAAAGAGAGAUUAUGAAAGAGAUGCAGAAUAAGGCAGACUUCUUCUUUGCUGAAAAUAUUUCUGAAGAUGAUGCCUUCUUGUUAUAUGCCACUCUUCGGUCAGGCAAACAUUGCAAGUUUGUUACAAGAGACUUCCUCCGGGAUCACAAAGCUUGUCUUUCUGACAGUGUGACACGUCAUCUGUUCCGUAAGUGGCAGCGUGGACACCAGAUAGUGGUUUCCCCUUCUGUAGGAGGAAAACAUAUAAACUUUUUGCCUGCUUGCAGUUAUGACUGUGUGGUACAGACUACGGGUGACACAUGGCAUAUCCCCUAUAAAGACACUUUUGAGGAAAAAUAUUCAUAUCGAAUACCAAGAAAAUGGCUUUGCCUUCAGCAGAAAUACAGAACAAUGUAACUGCACAAGCUGAAGCUUCUUCUGUGAUGUUGUUUUUUGGUGGGUUUUUUUGUUUGUUUGUUUUUGCUAGGCAGCUGCUGCAGAGUAGGAGAACUCAGCAGCACAAUUAUGGGAUUAAUGUGUGAGGCCUAUAACUAAAGAAAAUUCAGUAACUGCUUUUUGUCAAACUCAUUCUUGUUGUAAACCUGUGAAAAUAAGUGGUGGUCCAGCAAGAAUGAAUUAGGUCCAUUAUUUCUAUCUUAACAGGCAAUUUCUGUAGCCUCUCCAUGUGAUUUGAAUUAAAACUUGUUUUUCCCUCUGGUAUUUCA
This is a messenger RNA of Numida meleagris (helmeted guineafowl), 2696 nucleotides long. It is a transcript of the gene PRORP, whose product is annotated as KIAA0391 ortholog. Gene Ontology annotation, biological process: tRNA 5'-leader removal; mitochondrial tRNA 5'-end processing. Lineage: Eukaryota; Metazoa; Chordata; Aves; Galliformes; Numididae. The transcript is spliced from 9 exons. Gene Ontology annotation, molecular function: ribonuclease P activity; protein binding. The coding region runs from base 571 to 2388 and encodes 605 amino acids. Gene Ontology annotation, cellular component: mitochondrial ribonuclease P complex; mitochondrion. The record is from RefSeq and is a predicted model, not a curated record.